AUGGCUAGGGGUAGGAUCAGGGCGAAAAUCCGCCGAAGUAACUUGUAUACUUUUGGAUGCCUCCGGCCUAGUGCAUUGGAGACUGAGGAGCCACAUCAAUUCAAUGGCCCUGGUUAUUCACGAAUGGUCUACUGCAACCAGCCUCAUCUUCAUGAAAAGAAACCUCUAAAAUACCGCAGCAAUUAUAUAUCCACUACAAAGUAUAAUGUUGUUACUUUCCUACCUAAGGCUAUCUUUGAGCAAUUCAGGCGAGUUGCCAACUUAUAUUUUCUUCUGGCCGCUUGCCUGUCGCUCACUCCAGUUUCUCCGUUCAGAGCGGUUAGCAUGAUUGCUCCUUUGGCAUUUGUUGUUGGGUUGAGUAUGGCAAAAGAAGCUUUGGAAGAUUGGCGCAGGUUUAUGCAGGAUAUGAAGGUUAAUUCGCGGAAAGCAGGUGUACAUAAAGGAGAUGGUGUAUUUGGGUAUAGACCUUGGAGGAUGAUUCGAGUUGGAGACAUAGUAAAGGUGGAAAAGGAUAAUUUUUUCCCUGCUGAUCUACUCCUUUUAUCCUCGAGUUACGAGGAUGGUAUUUGCUAUGUGGAAACCAUGAACUUAGAUGGAGAGACGAACUUGAAGGUAAAAAGAGCUCUGGAGGUAACUCUACCCUUGGAUGAAGAUUUAUCCUUCAAGGAGUUCAGUGCAACAAUCAGGUGUGAAGACCCCAAUCCCAACCUUUAUUCUUUUGUGGGUAAUCUUGAUUAUGAUCAUCAGGUUUAUCCUCUUGAUCCCAGUCAGAUACUCCUCAGAGAUUCAAAGCUCAGAAACACAGCCUAUGUUUAUGGUGUGGUAAUAUUCACUGGUCAUGAUAGCAAGGUUAUGCAGAAUUCUACCAAGUCACCAUCAAAAAGGAGCAGGGUCGAAAAACAGAUGGACAAAAUAAUAUACAUCCUAUUUACCCUUCUUGUUGUAAUUUCCCUCAUUAGCUCAAUAGGUUUUGCGGUGAAGGUGAAGUACCAAAUGCCAAAUUGGUGGUAUUUGCAAGCCCCAGAUAAAGAGAACUUAUAUAAUCCCAACAUGCCACAGUUGUCUGGCACCUUUCAUCUAGUCACUGCUCUCAUAAUGUAUGGCUAUCUGAUCCCGAUAUCCCUCUACGUGUCAAUUGAAAUUGUAAAGGUCCUGCAAGCAUUGUUCAUAAAUCGUGAUAUUCAUAUGUAUGACGAAGAAACUGGAACUCCAGCUCAAGCUAGGACCUCAAACUUGAAUGAGGAGUUGGGGCAGGUUGAUACAAUCCUUUCGGAUAAAACUGGAACAUUGACUUGUAACCAGAUGGACUUUCUCAAAUGCUCAAUUGCUGGAACUUCAUAUGGAAAGCGUGCUAGUGAUGUUGAACUUGCUGCCGCAAAGCAGAUGGCAAUGGAUGGACAGGAUGCUGAUUUAUCAAAUCCAGUGACCCCUAAAGAUCAUACCACACUUCCCUGGGAAAGCAAUGGUAGGGGUGGAAGUGGCGCCGAUGAAAUAGAAUUAGAGACUGUCAUCACCUCUAAAGAUGAAGCAGACCGUACGCCUGCAAUCAAAGGAUUUAGCUUUGAGGAUGACCGUCUCAUGAAUGGAAGUUGGGUAAAAGAGCCCAAUGCAGAUGUCAUCUUGCUGUUUUUCAGGAUACUUUCCCUUUGCCACACCGCAAUUCCUGAGAUGAAUGAGGAUACUGGCACUCUAGCAUAUGAAGCAGAAUCUCCUGAUGAAGGAGCAUUUCUGGUUGCAGCUAGGGAAUUUGGGUUUGAGUUUUGUAAGAGAACCCAAUCGAGCAUUAUUGUUCGAGAGAGAUAUUCUUCGGUUGAAGAGCCUGUUGAAAGGGAGUACAAAGUUCUCAAUAUGUUGGAUUUCACCAGCAAGAGGAAGCGGAUGUCUGUUAUUUUGCGGGAUGAGAAUGGGCAGAUUUUCCUUUUUUGUAAAGGAGCAGACAGUAUCAUCUUCGACAGGUUAUCAAAGAAUGGCAAAAUGUUCCUUGAAUCUACCACAAACCAUUUGAACGAGUAUGGGGAAGCUGGUUUGCGCACGCUUGCACUUGCAUACAGGAAGCUCGAGGAAGCUGAGUAUUCUGCUUGGAAUGAUGAGUUCAUGAAAGCGAAAACUUCAAUUGGUGGGGAUAGGGAAGCAAUGCUUGAACGUGUAUCAGAUACGAUGGAGAGGGAAUUGAUCCUUGUUGGAGCCACUGCAGUGGAGGAUAAACUCCAGAGAGGGGUGCCUCAAUGCAUUGAUAAACUGGCACAGGCUGGUCUUAAGAUCUGGGUUCUUACAGGUGAUAAGAUGGAAACAGCCAUUAACAUUGGAUAUGCUUGUAGUUUGCUUCGACAGGGUAUGAGGCAAAUCUGUAUAACAGCUAAUGCAGAUUCAUUUGGUCAAGAUUCCAAAAAGGCUGCAAAGGACUCCAUAGCAAUGCAAAUUGCCAAUGCCUCUCAAAUGAUCAAACUCGAAAAGGAUCCACAUGCUGCAUUUGCAUUGAUUAUUGAUGGGAAAACUCUAACACAUGCCUUAGAGGAAGAUAUGAAGUAUCUCUUCUUGAAUUUAGCAGUUGAUUGUGCAUCUGUCAUCUGCUGUCGUGUCUCUCCUAAGCAGAAGGCUCUGGUGACAAGAUUAGUAAAAGAAGGAACUGGAAAGACGACCUUAGCCAUUGGAGAUGGCGCAAAUGAUGUCGGAAUGAUUCAAGAAGCAGACAUCGGGGUGGGUAUCAGUGGAGUUGAAGGAAUGCAGGCUGUGAUGGCAAGUGAUUUUGCGAUUGCUCAGUUCCGGUUUCUCGAGAGACUUCUGGUCAUACAUGGGCAUUGGUGCUACAAGAGGAUUGCCCAGAUGAUUUGUUAUUUCUUCUACAAGAACAUUGCUUUUGGCCUCACUCUCUUCUAUUUUGAGGCCUUCACUGGAUUUUCUGGGCAAUCUGUUUACGAUGACUGGUAUAUGAUACUUUUCAAUGUCGUCCUAACCUCAUUGCCCGUCAUUUCACUUGGAGUGUUCGAACAAGAUGUUUCUUCUGAUGUCUGCUUACAGUUUCCUGCUCUGUAUCAGCAAGGUCCCAAAAAUUUGUUUUUUGACUGGCCUAGGAUAUUUGGGUGGAUGGCAAAUGGCCUCUACACAUCAGUUGUCAUAUUCUUUUUCAACAUUAUGAUCUUCUACCACCAAGCUUUCCGGGCUGGAGGCCAGACUGCCGACAUGAGUGCAGUGGGAUCAACGAUGUUCACUUGUAUUAUCUGGGCUGUUAACUGCCAGAUUGCACUCAUGAUGAGUCACUUCACAUGGAUACAGCAUUUCCUUGUCUGGGGUAGCGUUGCCUUUUGGUACGUUUUCCUCUUCAUCUACGGCCAGAUAAGCCCGUAUUACUCUGGGAACGCGUAUAAAAUCUUGGUUGAAGCCCUAGCUCCUGCCCCAGUUUAUUGGUCUGCCACCCUCAUUGUAACCGUAGCAUGCAAUCUUCCGUACUUGGCGCAUAUUUCAUUCCAGAGAUGCUUUAACCCCAUGGAUCACCAUGUAAUUCAAGAGAUCAAAUACUAUAAGAAAGACGUGGAGGAUCGAUCUAUGUGGAGAAGAGAACGAUCCAAGGCGAGGCAGAAAACCAAGAUCGGGUUCACUGCUAGGGUGGAUGCUAGAAUCCGGCAUCUCAAAGGUAAAUUGCAGAAGAAGUAUUCAACCAUGGGUGCAAGAAGUAUUUUGUCUUCAUGA
Molecule: messenger RNA, 3687 nt
Organism: Oldenlandia corymbosa var. corymbosa
Lineage: Eukaryota; Viridiplantae; Streptophyta; Magnoliopsida; Gentianales; Rubiaceae
Source: the annotation of a GenBank genome assembly